Molecule: messenger RNA, 167 nt
Organism: Funneliformis caledonium
Lineage: Eukaryota; Fungi; Glomeromycota; Glomeromycetes; Glomerales; Glomeraceae
Source: the annotation of a GenBank genome assembly
UUCGACCCGAAUCACCAACAAAUGCAAUCACAAGUUUGGUUUUUUUGGUAACUUUAUCCGUGAAUGUUCCGCUAACAGUAGCUUUAUACUUGUUUUUAGAUGCGCUUGCAAAUGAUGCAUGGAGUAAGGCUGGUGGGGUCGAUAAACCGGUUGGUGGACAUGAAUAA